Messenger RNA from Mobula hypostoma (lesser devil ray), 1138 nucleotides. RefSeq names its product small ribosomal subunit protein uS5-like. The transcript has 8 exons. NCBI's taxonomy places the organism in Eukaryota, Metazoa, Chordata, Chondrichthyes, Myliobatiformes, Myliobatidae. Gene Ontology annotation, molecular function: structural constituent of ribosome; RNA binding. Bases 23 to 763 code for a protein of 246 amino acids. Gene Ontology annotation, biological process: translation. The record is from RefSeq and is a predicted model, not a curated record. Gene Ontology annotation, cellular component: ribosome; cytosolic small ribosomal subunit.
UCAAACGUGUAUUGAAUAGCAAAUGGCGGACGACGCCGGUGGUAGAGGAGGAUUUCGUGGUGGGUUUGGUUCUGGCGGCCGUGGGCGUGGUCGAGGCCGCGGUAGGGGUCGUGGUCGAGGCCGGGGUGCACAUGGUGGUAAAGCUGAAGAUAAAGAAUGGGUACCAGUAACAAAGCUUGGGCGCAUGGUAAAAGAUGUGAAGAUCAAGACUCUGGAAGAAAUUUACCUUUUCUCCCUUUCUAUUAAGGAGUCUGAAAUCAUUGACUUCUUCCUGGAUUCAGCCUUGAAGGAUGAAGUUCUCAAGAUCAUGCCUGUGCAGAAGCAAACCCGUGCUGGCCAGCGCACAAGGUUCAAGGCUUUUGUUGCUAUUGGAGAUUAUAAUGGCCAUGUUGGAUUGGGUGUCAAAUGUUCAAAAGAAGUAGCCACUGCCAUUCGAGGAGCUAUCAUUCUGGCAAAACUAUCUAUCAUUCCUGUACGACGUGGUUAUUGGGGUAACAAAAUUGGAAAACCACACACUGUACCUUGCAAGUCUAUACAGGUGACAGGCCGAUGUGGUUCAAUUUUGGUUCGCCUGAUCCCUGCCCCAUGUGGUACUGGUGUACAGGCAGUCCCUGGGUUACGAACGAGAUCUGUUUCUAAGUCUGUCUUUGUCGAGUUUGUAGCUAAAGCUACCUUGGAUACCAUCUCUGACUUACAGCUAUCUAACCCCAGAUCUUUGGAAAGAGACUGUAUUUACCAAGGCUCCUUACCAGAAGUUCACUGAUCACCUGGCCAAAACUCACACCCAUGUGUCUGUUCAGAGGUCCCAGUCUGCAGUUGUUCAAGCAACAUAAGCAUUUAUGAAAGAACUGAUCUUGUGUUACUGUGUUCUGAUAUGAUGUAAUAGAUUUUGAAUGAAGUAUGUAGGAAGUUAUAAAUUACUUGCCAAAUUAUUUUUAUAUGGCAUGGGUAUACAGGUAAUAUCAAAUGUAGUUGCAUUUUAUAUAAUACCCUUUGGCUCUGUUGGGUGUCAAUCAGGAGUUGUGAAAGGAGUCUCUGUCCUCCCUGUGGAAUGCAAGGGUUUUCUCUGGUUUCCUCCCACAGACCAAGUGAUGAUAAACCUGAUUCAGAUAUGGGUCUUUUUUUCUACUGAGUGGAA